This is a messenger RNA of Cynoglossus semilaevis (tongue sole), 1361 nucleotides long. It is a transcript of the gene thap1, whose product is annotated as THAP domain containing, apoptosis associated protein 1. The transcript has 3 exons. The coding region runs from base 119 to 835 and encodes 238 amino acids. Gene Ontology annotation, cellular component: nucleus. NCBI's taxonomy places the organism in Eukaryota, Metazoa, Chordata, Actinopteri, Pleuronectiformes, Cynoglossidae. Gene Ontology annotation, molecular function: DNA-binding transcription factor activity; RNA polymerase II cis-regulatory region sequence-specific DNA binding. Gene Ontology annotation, biological process: regulation of transcription by RNA polymerase II. The record is from RefSeq and is a predicted model, not a curated record.
CGACGCCAUCAUUGUUAGUGGCAGUGAAGCCUCUUGGUAAGAAGUAGAAUCAUCACCAGCGGACUUUAGCCCACAGUGAGUCCGGGUCGCAGACAGUGUUGUUUGGGCAGAAGUCACUAUGGUGCAGACGUGCUCGGCGUACGGAUGUAAAAACCGCUACAGUAAAGAAAAGGACAUUUCCUUCCACAAGUUCCCUUUGACACGUCCAGAUGUUUGUGAAAAAUGGGUGAUGGCGAUGGGAAGGGACAACUUCAAGCCGACAAAGUACAGCAGCAUCUGCUCACAGCACUUCACAAAAAUAUGCUUCAAAGAUUGCAACAACCGUGUGCUGAAGGAUCACGCUGUGCCGUCCAUCUUCACCUUCAGGCUCAGCCUCAAGCCGGACUACCCCGAACAUCCCUUCUCCUCAGAAAUCCACUUCCCUCUACCUCUCCCUCUGACAUCUAACUCCAUCAAGGGGGAAGUGGUGGAGAAAGCAGUUUUUGAGGAGGAGGAGGAGCAGCGGCGUGAGUCUGACAGAAGCCUCUCUGAGUCGCACAGGGAAACAUUGGCGGUGUCCUGCGAUCACAACUACACGGUGGAAGAUUCUGCACAGCUAAGGAAGCGUAUCGAUCAGCUGGCAGAGCGGGUUUGGCAUCUGAGAAAGAAGCUGAAGACCAAGCAGCAGAAGAUUCGACGGCAGGAGAGCCAGGUGAAGAGGCUUAAAGCCAUCUGCAAAGCACAAAGGAACAAGUGGGACUCGACCACACCAAAGAUGUCUCGCUCACAAAUAGGUAAGCGGUUCGUCAUUUUGCCUGAAGAAAUGUACAACUCCAUUACAGAGAUGGAGUCAUGAUGAGGAGCGAGGAAGAGAAAAGAAACCUGCUGCAGACCCCCCUCUGGACUCUAGGUGGCAGCAGCACCUAACCCUUAAAGGACAAGCAGAAGGUCCUCACCUUUUCUGAAAACAAACUUGUCACAUGUAAUGUUCUGUGAGUUCGUUUCUAAAACGGCCAUUUAUGUGGGGUCACUUCAAAGGAAGAGUUUUGAUUCAAUUUGUUCAGGGUUGUUGUUGUUUAUAGUAAUGCUAAGUUUUAUACUGAUGACACCGACUUAAGCGUGAAAGCAGUGAAUCUUUGAAUUUGAAUUUGGGAAUCACAUGAUCUGUAGUAAUAUGAAUGUAAAAUAUUAUAAAUGAAUAAAAUGACCUUGAGAGUCGUAUACGUGUGAAGCCACCGUUGUGGCCAACAAUAAAGGAACAGAUCCAUUUCUAUGAUGUGUGGUAUUGUACUCUCAGCACUCCCCAAGAACGCUCACCAGCCCAAGGAAACACACUGACUGUUUUGAUGGAAAGAAAUUGCAAAUAAAAAGCAGUUCAUGUU